Molecule: messenger RNA, 322 nt
Organism: Strongylus vulgaris
Lineage: Eukaryota; Metazoa; Nematoda; Chromadorea; Rhabditida; Strongylidae
Source: the annotation of a GenBank genome assembly
UCACAAUCUCACAAGCUUGCGAAGGUAAUCUAGUGGCUUUUGAUAACCUUGUUGAAACAGAAUUCAAAGUUCCACAUGUGAUGAGCUCUGUGACGUUGUCUUGGAAGCCUGCGGACCAGGGGAUUCUGGUGGAGCUGAAUCUGAGACUGCACCACCGAUAAUUAUUGCUGCGCAUAAGGACAUCGAUGGUCCGACCUUAGCGCUGCUGGUGGAGUAUAUGUACAGCGGCCACUUGGAUAUUGAUGAAUCUAAUGUGCAGCUCUUGCUGAGUACUGCUACGAUCCUUCAGUUAGCCUGUGUUCGGGAUGCGUGUUCAAGGUAA